Messenger RNA from Candidula unifasciata, 715 nucleotides. The record is from the annotation of a GenBank genome assembly. NCBI's taxonomy places the organism in Eukaryota, Metazoa, Mollusca, Gastropoda, Stylommatophora, Geomitridae.
AUGAUUCAACAGAUGCGACGGCAGCUAAUCGCCAGCGGUGUCAACCCGGGUCUGUUACCUGCCGACAUUGACCUCAAUAUGAUGUCCAGUGAAGGUCUGGCCUCCGUUGGCGCAGCCAUGUCCGGUCUACAGAACGCCACUGUAUCGGCUGCACUGACCCGCGAAGGCUCCAGGACUGCAUCACGAUCGCCAUCUCACGGCGACCGCUCCAGGGACUCUUCACCAGCUCACUCGGAGUCAUCGCACAAAGGGGGCGAAUGCUUGUCUCCUCUUGUCUCUACUAAAUCCAUAGACAAAGACAUCGAGCGCUUAAGAGAAGUUUGCAGGCCCAGAGAAGAAAAGACACUCUCAACCAUUGACUAUGCCGAGAAAUACCUGUCUCCAUCAAGACCACUGUCGGAUUCACCUUAUUGUAAAGACCAUGUGUUAUCUGCUCCUCUGACAAGGAAUCCUCUGGAAAUUCUACAGGAGAAAACAGCGGCCUCCUUGUCUUCCCUGCCUCUACCUCUAGUCUUCAGGUCGUCAUCCUCUAUGGACAUUAAACCCCCCAGUUCGAGCUCAAGUCUACUCAACUCUAGCGCCCUGUUCGCCAGCUCGCCGUCACUCAGUGCCCUGCAGAAGGAGACAGACGCACUCAAGCCUUCGCCGAUUCUACCUCCACUCAACAUCCCCAUGACUGCUGAAGACUAUAAGGGCUACAUCCAGCGAGGCACAA